CUGUAUGGUGGAGCAAAAAAGGCAGCUUUUCAGCGUCUUGCCAAAAUGGGCAUAUGCACAACACACAUCCAUGCUGUCGGAAAACAGAAAGAGCUGGCCCAGUAUUGCAUGCGCCCGGUGUUUACUUUGAAACAGGACCUGGAGUCAUACUUCAAAAGCCAGGACAGAUGAACGAGAAGGGAGUCUUCAAAGGAGCCUGGAAGACCUUUCCCUAUCAGACAUGUCCACUAGCAAAUCUACCAAGGAGGGCGAUGCCCUGGACGUUUUCACGUUUAGCACUUUGACUGACGAAGAGAUGGCUGAUUUGGGUGUUGCUCCAUUGUCUGUCCCAGUACUUCCAACCAGUCAUACACCACAAACAUAUUCCAUAAUAUUUGACAACCUGGACUUUUACAUUCAGACACAUCAGCAGUCCAUCACUCAAACAAACAAGUCGAUACACUGGGUCCACCACAUGUGUGUCAUUAACAGAAUCAACUCACUCCACAUGGACAAUGUGAAACCAACAAAUGCUUUGAUCAACAAUGAUCUCGGCCAAUCACUUCCUGGACCAGACACGCAAGCUUGUAUGCGGCGGGAAUUUGUUGUGUUGGGAAGCCGUAUCCUGACGACGUAUCUGGAUCCAUUCAAGACCCUCUCAAGCGUGGUUGUUCACCACAUCCCCCACCAGUUCUCUGAAGAAAUGGCUCACCGCUCGACAUGUUACCCACUUGGACUUCUGUUUAAGGAUGAGACUCACACAGCUGACCUGGUGGAUGUGCUCCAGCAUCUUCAACAGGAGUAUGUGCCAAGAUGCCCUGAUGGAAUUCUCAAGGUUUUGGUUGGUGGUGACAGACUAACAGAGGGCAAUUGCCGGAAUGCCCAGUUGGCCUUUUCAGAAGGGGAGACUGAGGAGGAACGUUUGGAGGGCCUCGUGUUCAAAUACGAAGACUGGCACGCCAUCCGUAAUCUGUUUGAGGUUUGUAAGCUUCUAACUACAAGCUCCUUAGAUUCCACACAUUUGUGUACAUAA
Molecule: messenger RNA, 1012 nt
Organism: Alosa sapidissima (American shad)
Lineage: Eukaryota; Metazoa; Chordata; Actinopteri; Clupeiformes; Clupeidae
Exons: 4
Coding region: 221-1012 (263 amino acids)
Source: RefSeq, a predicted model, not a curated record